This is a messenger RNA of Scylla paramamosain (green mud crab), 399 nucleotides long. Its product is annotated as nucleoside diphosphate kinase homolog 5-like. NCBI's taxonomy places the organism in Eukaryota, Metazoa, Arthropoda, Malacostraca, Decapoda, Portunidae. Gene Ontology annotation, biological process: GTP biosynthetic process; cilium movement; negative regulation of oxidative stress-induced intrinsic apoptotic signaling pathway. The transcript is spliced from 4 exons. Gene Ontology annotation, cellular component: cilium. The record is from RefSeq and is a predicted model, not a curated record. Gene Ontology annotation, molecular function: nucleoside diphosphate kinase activity. The coding region runs from base 1 to 399 and encodes 132 amino acids.
AUGACCUCAGGGGAAGUGAUGGCCUUCAUACUGGCACGCGAGGACGCGGUGUCCCAGUGGCGGCGGCUUCUGGGACCCACCAAAGUCUCCACAGCGAGGCGUCAGGACCCAGCCAGCAUCCGGGCAGUGUUCGGUGACCCCUCCUUCGAUACCCGGAACGUGGCCCACGGUUCGGAUUCCCUUGUGUCCGCUGCUAGAGAGGUCAAAUUCUUCUUCCCUGACCGCGCCAAGGAGUACCUGAGCCACGCCGUGUCCCCAACGUUGGUUAAAGCCUUGACUGAACUCUGCAAGUUAAGUGCAUUUGGCAACACUGUCGAUCUAGAGUGUUAUGUAUAUUUGGCAACGCUGUGUCGAUCUGGGAAGUAUAUGUGGCAACACUGUGUCAAUCUGGAAAGUUAG